AUGGGGGGGUCCAGCGACAAGCUUUUCUGCUGCAGGUGGAUGCGCAACAUGAUCCCGCUGGCCCACCGAGAAGAACUGUACCACAUCCUGUGGAUGACGGGGCCUCUGCUGCUCUCUCGAGUCCUCAAUUACCUUCUUCCAUUUGUGGUCACCGUCUUCUGUGGGCGUCUGGGAAAUGAAGUGAUGGCUGGCUACGGAUUAGCUUCUGCUACUAUUAACAUUACCACUGCAGCAGUAGGAUUUGGUCUGGCACGAACAUGUGAUACUUUGGUGGCUCAGACAUUUGGUGGCAAGAACCUGCUGCGGGUGGGGGUGAUCCUUCAGCGGGGCAUCAUCAUCCUGCUGCUGUUCUGUCUGCCCUGCUGGGGCCUGCUGCUCAACGCCCAGCACAUCCUGUUAUGUCUGGGCCAGGACCCUGAGGUGGCCAGAAUUGCACAGCUGUAUAUCACAGCCUUUCUUCCUGCGGUGCCAGCGAUGUUUCUCUAUAAACCUCUGGGGUCUUAUCUGCAGAACCAGGGUAUAAUAUUGCCGCAAAUGUACACUGCUGUUUUGGCAAACAUAGCAAACCUGCUGACAAACUACGUCUUCCUCCACUGGCUGGAUCUGGGAGUCGGUGGAUCUGCUGCAGCCUACGCACUCUCUCAGAUUUACAUCUGUGUGUUUCUGUUUGCUUACAUUUGGUGGAAAAAGCUGCAUGUGAACACAUGGGGAGGCUGGUCUGUGGAAUCACUAGAGGAGUGGGGCUCCUUCAUGAAACUGGCCAUUCCCAGUACACUCAUGACUUGUUUUGAGUGGUGGAUUUAUGAGUUUGGAGGAUUCUUUGCAGGAAUGCUGGGUGGAGAUGAUCUGGCAGCUCAACAUAUUGUGGUGAUGAUCGCAUUCAUAACCUACAUGUGUCCUGCUGCCAUUCAUGCUGCAGCAUGUGCCCGUGUGGGUAACGCCCUCGGGGCAGGAGACACUGCUGGAGCACUCCUCACCGCCAAGAUAUCAUUGGUUCUUUCAGUCAGCUGCUCUGUGGUCGAGGGUCUGAUGCUUGGCUCCAUGAAAACAGUGAUUGGCUACAUCUUCACCUCUGAUGAGAAAAUCGUAAAUCUGGUCUCCUACUCGAUGAACGCAUACUGUUUCCUUCAGAUCUUUGAUGGUCUUGUGUGUGUGUGCAGUGGCAUCAUCUUGGGCACGGGGAGACAGAACAUAGCAGCUGUGGCUAAUUUCAUUGGCUACUACUGCAUAGGACUUCCUCUUAUUGUUACUCUAAUGUUUGUUGCAAAGCUGAGACUUUUAGGGUUUUGGCUGGGACUGCUCAUUUGUGUCGUUUUACAAUCCACCUUCUACAUCAUUGUCAUCUUAAAGCUGAACUGGAAGAAGAUGACAGAGGAGGCUGUGAAAAGAGCUGAGAAGAAAGUGCACCUGACGUUAUUAAGUGCAGGCGCCCUGUCCGACCCACUGGGUGACAGCACUGCUGGCCAGACAGCGACUAAUGGGAAAUCGGUGGACGGCUACGUGUCUGUGAAAUCUGAGGGCCAUGACGGGGAACAUGUGGUGCAGCAGAACAGAGGGGGUCUCUCCAUCACCCAGCUGGUGCUCAGACGAGGCCUCACUCUGUUUGCGGUGGUUGGACUUCUGGUGGCGGGAGUGAGUGUGCACCUCCUCGUGCCCUUACCAGAGACUCUGCCUACUACCGCCAACGAAACGAUGAACUGGGUCAACACUACGUAUAGUCCAGAUCAAACCUUCUCCACUGUGUUGUCCCAGUAG
This is a messenger RNA of Pleuronectes platessa (European plaice), 1755 nucleotides long. Its product is annotated as multidrug and toxin extrusion protein 1-like. The transcript is spliced from 17 exons. Gene Ontology annotation, cellular component: membrane. NCBI's taxonomy places the organism in Eukaryota, Metazoa, Chordata, Actinopteri, Pleuronectiformes, Pleuronectidae. Gene Ontology annotation, molecular function: xenobiotic transmembrane transporter activity; antiporter activity. Gene Ontology annotation, biological process: xenobiotic detoxification by transmembrane export across the plasma membrane. The record is from RefSeq and is a predicted model, not a curated record. The coding region runs from base 1 to 1755 and encodes 584 amino acids.